This is a messenger RNA of Gadus macrocephalus (Pacific cod), 492 nucleotides long. It is a transcript of the gene pacrg, whose product is annotated as PARK2 co-regulated. The transcript is spliced from 3 exons. Gene Ontology annotation, molecular function: Hsp70 protein binding; Hsp90 protein binding. The coding region runs from base 1 to 477 and encodes 158 amino acids. The record is from RefSeq and is a predicted model, not a curated record. Lineage: Eukaryota; Metazoa; Chordata; Actinopteri; Gadiformes; Gadidae.
AUGGUUACAAGGAAGCUGCUGGUGGUGCUGGAGUCACUGGACUACCAACACUACCUGCCUCUCUUCUUCGACGGGCUGAGCGAGACCAACCACCCCUACGAGUUCUUGGCCCGCUUGGGGGUCCACGAGAUGCUGGAGCACGGAGACGGAAAGAUCCUCCCCGUCAUCCCCCUGCUCAUCAUCCCCAUCAGGAAUGGCCUGAACACGCGGAUCCCCCAGGUGCUUUGCAACAUGAUGAAGGCCCUGCAGCAACUGGUGGUGUCCGAAGAAAGGGUCGGCGAGGCCCUCGUUCCGUACUUCAGGCAGAUCCUCCCCAUUUUCAGGAUUUUCAAGAACAAGAACAGUGAGUUCAUGCUGCCGUGGUGCAGUGCGUUGUGUAUCCGUUGUGCGUUGUGUGUCCCUGGCGCUCCGGCUCGGGAGUGCAAUGGGUCCUCCUUUGUGAUUGGGAUCUUAGUAGCUUUUGUGUGCUUAAAGUAGUGCUAAACAGACCAC